Lethenteron reissneri (Far Eastern brook lamprey) is the source of this 1794-nucleotide messenger RNA. Its product is annotated as E3 ubiquitin-protein ligase TRIM11-like. Lineage: Eukaryota; Metazoa; Chordata; Hyperoartia; Petromyzontiformes; Petromyzontidae. Gene Ontology annotation, molecular function: zinc ion binding; protein binding. The record is from RefSeq and is a predicted model, not a curated record.
UCCUGGUUCAGAGUCUCUCUGAGCCACACAGCGAGCGAUCCCAGCGAAGUCAUGGGUCAUGGCGAGCGCGACUCCCAGUGAGAGUGUGGAUAGUGAGCUGCGCUGUUCCAUCUGCCUGGGCACGUUCCUCUGCCCCUCGACGCUGAGCUGUGGACACUCGUUCUGCAUCCGGUGCCUGGAGGCUGCCUGGGAGACGGCGAGCAGCUUCAGCUGCCCGCAGUGCCGAGCGACCUUCCCUGUGCGACCCCAGCUGAGGAGGAACGUGGCCCUCGCCAACCUAGCGGAGCAGCUCAGAGUUGGAGACAGGAUGGCCACAGCCGUCGUUUGUGACAUCUGCAGUGAUGGCCACACUCCUGCAGUGAAGACCUGUCUGAGAUGUGAGAUGUCCUUCUGUUUUUCCCACUACAGGCCUCACAGGGAGAAUCCCAGGUUGAAAGACCACAUUGUGGUGGCUCCCAUCGCAAACCUGGAUGAGCGAAGAUGCCCUAAGCACAAAAAGGAGCUAGAAUUCUACUGCACAGUAGACAGCAGCCUGGUCUGCUCAUCUUGUACCAUCGCAGGUAAACACAAAGGACAUGAUGUCACCACGCUGAAGGAUGAGCACGAAACACGGAAGACGCGCGUUGGGGAGGAGACGCGAGCGGUGGAGGAGAAGAGGAAGGAGGCAGAGGAGUCCGUGAAGCGGAUGGAGGCCGCUCGCAAGGAGGCGCAGGAAUCGGUGGCCGGGAUCAGGGGUCGCAUCAUGGGCAAGUUCGCCCACCUAAAGAAGGCUCUGGACGAGGACGAGAAGGAGGCUCUACGUCGCGUGGCCGUGAAGGAGCGCGAGCUGCUGUCCCGGAUCGACGAGGACAUCGCUCGUCACAAGCGGGAGAUCGGCGUGCUCCAGGCGGCGGCCGCUCGCCUGCGCAAUCUGCAGCACGAGAGGGACUCGCUCGCCUUCCUGCAGAGACACCUGGAGAAGCACAGGAGAGAGAUCCCAAAGGAAUCUGCACCCCCACCUCCCACUUCACUGGACGCCACCACGAUUCGCUCCCUUGAAAGAGUCGUGAACAGAUUCCUGCCUCUUGUCUAUGGAUGCUCACCGACUCUGGACACAAACUCAGCCUAUGACCUCCUCCAGAUUUCCUCAGAUCUCAGAAGGAUGACACAGAGCGGUGUCGCCCAGGGUCGCCCCCUUCACCUACAUCGCUUUGAUUGGUGGGACCAAGCCCUGUGCUCUGAAAGCUUCUCGUCGGGUCAGCACUACUGGGAGGUGGACGUGCGGAGUGCGGGUGCUUCGUAUCGGAUUGGAGUCGCGUACGAGACGAUACCACGGAGAGGGCGUGGUGUUGAGUGUAGCCUGGGAGGGAGUGACGUCUCCUGGAGCCUACAGAAAGCUGAGGGCAGAUUCUCGGCUCUGCAUGGCGGGGAAGAGACUUCACUAUCGGUGCCGGAGCCUCCGCGGAGAGUCGGGGUUCAUCUGGACUGGGACGCGGGGUUGCUGUCGUUUUACAGCGCCGACUCCAUGGUGCUGUUACACUCGUUUCACCAAACCUUCGCUCAGCCCCUAUAUCCUGGGCUGUGGGAGUGCGGUGAUGUUGGUGACUCAAUGACGAUUGUGGAUCUGAGUGGUGCAUCCCAAGACGACUAAGAGUGAACAACACAGCAAGCCAUACAGCACACACUGGACACACUGGUUAGUUACUAUAUAGCUCUUGCCUUUUCUGAUUAAGUGAUUAAACAUAUGCUCAUGUUACCGUUGAUAACACUGGUCUACAGCCAAAAUGCUACCGAAAUAAAUGUAGUCCAACUUUA